UUAUCAUGUGGUGGGUAUGUCCUAUCUCCUUCUACUAAGGAGUAUCGGGAGCCGCACCACUUAGGGGAAUGGCAGGAGAAACGAGCAAGUUGACCAUAACGAAAAGCCUUCUCGCCCUGAAGCAGCAAUCGGGGAAGUCAUAUAGUCAAAUAGCAGAAGAAACGGGGCUGACCAAUGUGUUCAUCGCCCAGCUCUUCAGACGCCAAGCUCAGCUCAAGCCCGACACUGCUGCUAAACUGCAGGCGGCCGUGCCAAACAUCCCCGUCGAGCUCCUCCAUGAGAUGAUGAAACCCCCCAUGAGGUCCUAUGACCCCAACUUGAUCCAGGAGCCCGCUGUUUACAGGUUAAAUGAAGCAGUUAUGCAUUUUGGAGAGAGUAUUAAGGAAAUUAUCAAUGAGGAGUUUGGUGAUGGGAUUAUGUCAGCUAUAGACUUCUACUGCUCUGUUGACAAAGGUAAGGGUGUGGAUGGGAAAGAUCGUGUGGUCAUCACAUUUGAUGGAAAAUAUUUGCCUUACACUGAGCAGAAGUCAGAGCAUAUGGUUUCAAGACUACAUCGGCAUUGAAGUCGAUGAUUUGAUGAAUAUAGAAUAACCAAGUUGGUGCCUUGUAGAAGUAUGUGAAGUGAUUUUCUCCAUUUCUUGAGUUGUGGAAGAGAAGUUCGUGGGACAAAUCAGUUGUAAUGGGUAUUAUAUAGUUGUUUGUGCACUAAUAAAUCCUUAGGAAGAUGUUUUUAUGAAUCUAUAUAAUGCUAAGAGUUGUUGAUGAAUUUAAGGGAGAGAUCACUGCAACUUAUGUUAUUGUUUGUUGAUUCAUAAAUCUUUACACGAGAUGGAUUUAUGAAUUUAAAUCUUUUCUCUUAAUAAAGAGUAGUUGAUGAAUC
Molecule: messenger RNA, 880 nt
Organism: Mangifera indica (mango)
Lineage: Eukaryota; Viridiplantae; Streptophyta; Magnoliopsida; Sapindales; Anacardiaceae
Product: cyanate hydratase
Exons: 4
Coding region: 69-563 (164 amino acids)
Molecular function (GO): DNA binding; cyanate hydratase activity
Source: RefSeq, a predicted model, not a curated record